Cryptotermes secundus is the source of this 19473-nucleotide messenger RNA. It is a transcript of the gene gw, whose product is annotated as protein Gawky. Lineage: Eukaryota; Metazoa; Arthropoda; Insecta; Blattodea; Kalotermitidae. Gene Ontology annotation, cellular component: P-body; nucleoplasm. Gene Ontology annotation, biological process: positive regulation of nuclear-transcribed mRNA poly(A) tail shortening; miRNA-mediated gene silencing by inhibition of translation. The record is from RefSeq and is a predicted model, not a curated record. Gene Ontology annotation, molecular function: protein binding; RNA binding. The transcript is spliced from 26 exons. Bases 227 to 5875 code for a protein of 1882 amino acids.
UGCAAGAAGGUCAUAAUCUUUGCAAUGGUGUCUCGUUUGUGUUGGGAUGUCGUAAUUCGUAAGGAAUAAAGCUGUAUUUAGUAUGUGAAUUGAGAAUUACUACGCUUCAUUGCAAUAUUUCCUCUAUAUGAUCUCUGCCAGUAUGGAUCACAAUGACUGCUGUUGAUAUCUUAGUCACUAAGGUGUCGGUUUCUAUGCAUUGCCUGCCAAAGAAGAAUUGAGCCCAAUGUUUCCAAACGAAUCUAGUUCAGAUGAGAUUUCCAAAACAGAUGCCUUCAUACAAAAUUUUAAGGAGGAUGUUGUAGAAACAAAUGGUGUGCCAGAACAGUUGGCAGAGUGGCAAUCUAUUGGCUUUGUCUUUAGCAACGAAGUCACAAGUGCGGCCACUUGCCUGUCCGCACAUCUCAGUUCCACAUUUCCUACCGACCAAGUGCCUGUUUCGAGGGACACAAUUGACUGCACCAAUGAGAGGGGGGAGCCAGUUAACAUGGCAGCUGAGACUGACUGUCCGAUAACAUCAUCGCUAUCACAACAUGCACAAAUGAAUACAAAAUGUGUGCGUACAACCAAACAGCAGCAAGCAGCACAACAGUGUGCAACAUCAGUGCCACUGUGUUGGCCUCCCCAAGGUACCCCGCCGGCAGCUAUGACAAUCUUAGCGGGAGACUGCGAGACAGGCAGCCUACAUCCAGGGGCAAAUGGAAGGGGCAUCAAACAAUUAAACAUGGGGUGUGAAUCCUGUGGCUGUACUCAUUACCACUCCAACCCCAGUUCCAAGUCUGAGGCCUUGUGCCAGGUGAGCCUAGGGAAAGCUGGAGGGAAGGCUGGAGCUGACCCAACCUCUUGUCUAUUCCCUAAGGCGAUAUUCUCAGCGUCUGUGAUAUCCAGCUCAAGUUGUGGCACCGCGGAGCCUCCGUCCCUUGCGACCAGCCACGGUGCAGAACAGGGCUUCAAUGCAAUGUUUGCCAGUCACCAUGGUUCUUCCAGCAGCAAUAGUCUGUCUAUUUGUGCACAAAGUCACACCACCAGCUUUACCACUACAACAACUACAAUGGAUGUGGAGCCCACCCAUGUCACUCAGGCCAAUGAAAAUCCAAAUACUAUUACUACAGUUAGCCAACAUGUUAUUAACCUUAGUAGCGUAGAGGCAGUGAGUGGUUCAUUUGUCGCUGACUGCGUUCCACGGGACAAUCUCCCAUCUCUAGACAAUGGACAAAGUGAGAUGAAAGCUGAACGAGUGGGGGAGGAAGUGAAAUUUACUACUGGUGCUCUUUCUGAUCAGGAUAAUGAUCUUAUUAAUGUUAAGAAUUUCCAAAAAACUGUCAGUUCCGGGGAAACUGUCGAGUCCCGGCAACUGGAGAAUCGAGAUGCCAACGACGACAGCAGCAAAGUAUGGAGUGUGACUCCAUUUCUCAACAUUCCUAAGUCGCAAGGUGAAGGGAUGACAGCAGGUAAUGACAAACCUUCCCUUGCGUCUGCCAUGAAUGCAACAGUCCAGGGUAAAAUUGACAGUAACCCACCACCAAGCUUUAAUAAUCUUUAUACUAGCAAUAAUGUUAAGAAUUGUGAAUGUUAUGCUUCGAAGCUCCUGCUUCACUGUGCAACUCAUCAGUACAAGUACUGUAAUGCUACAAAUGAAGGGCCCGCAACGAAUGCCCGGUGGGGAAUUCCUCCUGGGCUCGGGCUCCGUGGCGGCGGAGAGAGCUCACUGAACAGUGGUACUUCAAGUUGGGGGACUUCCUCUGGAGGCAACUCGAACAAUAACAACAACUCAGGCUCUUCAGCUGGAGGCUGGGGAGGGAACAACCAAGGACAAGGCAACACUGCAGCCGCACAGAACCAGUGGGGAAACAAUAACAACAGUGUAAGCAGGAACACAGGGAGUGGAGGUUCUAGUCAGGGGCCCAGCGGACAGCAAAACCCAGGCAGUACGAAUAAAGGCAGCAACGCACAGUCUGGUCAGCCUCCAUCUCAGCAGCCCCCACCAUCUCAGGCUACAUCCUCGCAGCAACAACAGCAGCAGCAGAAUGGCUCAACAUCUUGGGCACAGGCAGCUGGCAAGGGACUACCAGCCAAUCAACAGCCCAGUACUGCGGGAGCCAACAGCAGCAGCAGCAGCAGCAAUAAUAACAACAAUCCAGGAACUGGAAAUAGUGGCAGUUCUGUAGCUGGGGCCUCUGGAGCAAACAGCAGUACUGGGAACAGCUCAACCAAGCAGCAGUUGGAGCAGUUGAACACAAUGAGAGAAGCACUUUUUAGUCAAGAUGGAUGGGGGGGUCAAUAUGUGAAUCAGGAUACUGGGUGGGACAUUCCAGCCUCUCCGGAACCUGGUGUGAAAGACGGUGUUCCAGUCUGGAAGCCAAAUGUGAACAAUGGUACAGAUUUAUGGGAAGCAAAUCUCCGUAAUGGUGGGCAGCCACCUGCAUCACAGACUCAAAAAACGCCAUGGGGACAUACCCCUACAUCUAACAUCGGUGGUACAUGGGGUGAGGAUGACGACGUUGGGGAUAGCUCAAAUGUGUGGACAGGUGUUCCAUCCACCUCACAGCCAUCUGUGAGCCAGUUCGGAGGUGGAGCAGGUGGAGCAGGGUCGAAUUGGGGUGAUCCCCGUGAUCCACGCAGUGAUCCUCGCGGAAUGGACCCACGUGAUCCUAGAGAUCCUCGCAAUGUUGGAGCAAUUGAUCCUCGUGAUCUGCGAGGAGAUCCACGUGAUGCUAGAAGUGGUAUGAUGGAUCCACGAGAUCAUAUGCGCGGUGUGCUAGAUCCAAUGCGUGGAGAUGUUGGUAUGCGUGAUCCACGAGACAUUCGAGGGAUUGGAGACAUACGCGGAGGGGAUCCAAUGCUACGAGGAGACCCACGGGGUAUCAGUGGCCGCCUGAAUGGCGGGAGUGAUGCAGGAAUGUGGGGCCAGCCACCCCAGCCUCCACAUCAUCAUGGACCACACCACCAACAGAGCCAACCCCCUGGCAAGAUGGUUGGGCCUGGUGGAGUUUCUGGCAGUGGUGUGAACCAGUGGGUAGGUCCACCACCAAAAGAUAUUAAUAUGGCUGGUGCUGGGUCAAAUAAAACAGGCUGGGAGGAGCCAUCACCUCCUGCCCAGCGACGCAACAUACCAAAUUAUGAUGAUGGCACUUCACUGUGGGGGAACCCUGCACAACAACAGGGCAGGAUGGGAGGCAAAGUGUCCCACUGGAAAGAAAUGCCGACGCCCAGUAUGGGACGUGGUGGCAUGCAGUGUCCUCCAGGAAUGCCACAGAACAGGAUGCCAAACAAUGGUUCGGGCAAUAUGAAGCCUGAUGGAGGUCCACUGUGGGGGCAUGCUCCAAGGAAUGGGUCCUGGGCUGAUGGGCCCCACGAAGCAGUAAAUUCUGGUUGGGGCGAUGAUGCAAAGACUGGUGUAGGAGCUGUAAACUCUUGGAAUGAACAGCCUCUCACUCCCACCUCUUGGGCAGGAUCGAAGCCAAAGAACUCUCUGAACCCGGGCUGGGUGGAUGGAGACCUUGAGGCCUCAUCAUGGGGGCACACACCUAAACAGGGUCCAAAGCCUGUAACAAAAGAAUUUGUUUGGGGCAGCAAGCAGUUCCGAAUCCUUGCAGAAAUGGGUUACAAGAAAGAGGACGUUGAGAGCGCGUUGCGUACUAGCAACAUGAACUUAGAGGAUGCUAUAGAACUCUUGAACCAGGGGCGGCUCAAUGUGGAGACGUGGCGUAGGCACGAAGAUCACUCGCCAUUUGAUUUACCCUCAAGUCACCCUGGUGCAGGAUUCCCUGGACAGAGAUUCAACCCAGUUCCUCAGCAGAUGUCAUUUGCCCCACCUGGUCCUGGAGUGAACAAUGCUCCUAGUCUCCUUAACAACCAAAGUGCUAGUCUGGCCAGUAUUAACAACAUCAGUCCUGCCAUUGUGCAGAAGAUUAUUGCUCAGCAGCCCCCUCCACAGCAACCGCCCACACAGCAGCAGAAUGCAUUUAACCAGGCACCUCGCCCACCACAGAACCAGCCUUCAACUGCCCAGCUUAGAAUGUUAGUGCAACAGAUACAGAUGGCUGUGCAGGCUGGAUAUCUCAAUCAUCAGAUCCUGAACCAACCACUGGCACCUCAGACCCUGAUAUUGCUGAACCAGCUGCUGCAGCAAAUCAAAGUGCUACAGCAGUUGAUGCAGCAACAAGCCGUGGUCCAGGUGCAGCCCUUGAAGGGCGGCUCCUCUAAUGCGGUACUUCACAUCUCAGUGCAGAUCACCAAGACAAAGCAGCAGAUCUCUAAUUUACAGAACCAAAUAGCAUCACAGCAGGCAAUAUAUGUCAAGCAGCAACAACAGCAGCAACAGCAACAUCAUAUGACACCUCAGGGCCCACAGCCAGACUUCUUCAAGCCCAACGUCCACGACCCACUGACUCAAAUUCAGGCCAAUUUUGGAGAACUGAACAUCAAGGAGCCACCGCAACCCACAUUCCAGGGACAGCAGUCUCGCCUUACUCAGUGGAAGCUUCCGUUAAUUGGUGACAAGGAAGGAGACAGUGGAAGUAACGAAUUCAGCCGUGCACCUGGCACAACAACUAAACAGUCGAUGCCUCAGAGUCACUCCUCCCCCAACAUAAACCCACUCGGUUUGGGUCAGACAGAUGCUACAUGGUCAACUGUGAGUCGCUCAAAUUCGGAUGGAUGGCCAGAACCCAGCAAUGAUGGCGCAGGUCAGCCCGAUAACAAAGAUUCCUGGCCAGUGACCACACAGUCUAGUUCAGCUGCCUUCACAGAUCUUGUUCCUGAAUUUGAACCUGGAAAACCUUGGAAGGGGACUCAAAUCAAGAGUGUGGAAGAUGACCCCAGCAUCACACCCGGAUCAGUUGUUCGUUCUCCUUUAUCUCUGGUCACGAUUAAGGACACUGAAAUAUUCAAUGCUAGUGGCAGUAAGACGUCACCAACUGUUAGCUCUGCAGUUGAUACCACAAUUCCUCCAUUGAGUCUGCCGACAUUGUCAUCAUCAACGUGGACCUUCAAUCCUCCUGUCUCCACGCCUUCUUCAUUCACAAGUCCACUUGGCAAGUUGGGUGGUUCAAAGGGCACAUGGGGUGAGGCACCCCCUCCAACUGUGGUAACUAGUGAGCUUUGGGGUGCUCCAAUGGGCAAAUCCCGAGGACCACCUCCUGGACUUUCGAACAAGAACGCACCUGGAAAUGCUGGCACUGGUGGUAACAGUGGAGGUGUAAGUGGUGGUGGAAAUAGUAGCAACGGUUGGGGCAGUGCUGCAGGAUCUGGAGGUGGCAACAGCGGCGCAGCUGCCACUGUAACAGGGGGAGGUGGCCGAUCAACCUCAUGGGGCAUCCAGGGUUCUGCUGCAGCCACCUGGGGGUCCACCUGGCUCCUGCUCAAGAAUCUCACCCCACAGAUUGAUGGGUCAACUCUCAAGACUCUGUGUAUGCAGCAUGGUCCGCUGCAGAGCUUCCACUUGUACCUGAAUCACAGCAUUGCACUUGCCAAGUACUCCAGCCGCGAGGAAGCCAACAAGGCUCAGGGUGCACUGAACAACUGUGUACUGGGUAACACAACCAUCUUUGCUGAGUCUCCAGGAGACAGCGAUGUACAUUUGAUUCUCCAGCACUUGGGUCAUGGAGCUCAGCAACAGCCCCCUAGUGGCUCAACUGCUGGUUGGAUGCGUGGUGCUUCCAACCCAUCUGUAGGUCCUACUGGUGCUUCCAAGGGAACUCCGUCAUCUGACACUUGGGCACCAGGUGGCAGUCAGUUGUGGAACCCUAACCCAUCAUCUAGCUCAUUGUGGGGUGCAGCCCCACUGGACACCAGCGGAGACCAGCACCGUGCCACCCCUUCCUCUCUUAACUCCUUCCUACCAGGGGACCUCCUUGGGGGUGAGUCCAUGUAAAGCAGGUAUGGUAGGAGACUUGCAAACACCAGUAUAAUACAAAGUACCUAAAGAUGUUGCCAUUUUGUGAGUCAAAACUCAUUGUAUGUGAUUGUGUCAGGGGAUUAGGCUAUGGAGCUCGAUAGCUAUGGUGUCAUUAUACUAAAUAGUACCUAAGGCAUUAGAUAGGCACACAUAGAAAGUGCAAUAUGGCAGUUACAGACACAGAAUGCAACUGCUCAGUUCUGUUGCUGUUUUGUCUUGGAACAUAACAGUAAUCAUAGCAGGAGGUGAGUAAGUAAGUCUGAAUAAAGUAAAGAAGGUAAUGUGCUUUGCUGUACUAAACGGGUACUUUUCAUUUGUAAAAUAUGAAUGUUUGUGUUCAAAUUUGUGAAGAAGAACGGAAGAGAGGCAGUUAAUGCAAAUAUAUUGAACAGAAACUUACUCCAGGAUAAACGACAGUUUUCAAGUGGCAAAUCACAAAGCCUGUCAGACUUCUUACAAACCAUGGGCUAUGUCAGAAAGAAUACCAAUCCAAAGCAAAGUUUUGGAAUAUUUGUGACAGUCUCUCGUCUAGUGUGCGAGAGGGUAUAUCUCCGCACCUGUGAUCUCAACUUCCUAUGUAAAAAUGGCUGCUUUUUCCUGUUUUAAUUAUGUCAUUUAAUAAUUAAAGGAACUUGGGAAGAGCAAGGCAUUUUUUAGUAUUUCUUAAAACUAAAUCAGACUGCACGUCGAGUAUUGAGUAACACAAUAUAUUGUAAAGUAGAUAUAUGAAGUAUCUGAUGUCCAAAAAGUAACGUGUUCAAUUUGUAUUUAAUAAUUUAGAAAUCAAAGGAUAUUUUCAUUAUAACUCACUUCCAUCGUAUCACAAUGCAUCACGAAAAUCAACAAUAAUAAACAAAAACAGGAUGAGAAGAGAGAAGGAGAGAGAGAGGUAUGGAGUUGGAGAGAUACCAUGAUGGAGUUGGGUGAAACUCAAGAGCUUGCAUCCCUGCCGGCCAAAAUGGAGUCUCAAGUAAUACUUUGCAGUAGAAGAGGAACAAAACAUAUUGUAUUUUCAACUGUGCUGUGACUUCCCAGUGGCUUUGUUUUUAUUUUAAAAUAUGAUAUGCAGAAACUCAGAUUUUUUCUCUCCAGUAUAAAAUAGCUCUCUCCUCAUGAAAGUGAAACUGGUGCAGAGUGUAAGCCAAUUAGCCACCAGACCUGCUGCUCUUGGGGGGGGGACAAGUUGUAACAUUGAAGCAGGGUUGGUAACAAAAAUGGUUCCAAACAUUUGAUGAUGAUUCUAGGAUCAUUCUUUUUAAAUGCCAAUUGUAGUAUAUGUAAGUCUAAUAAUGAUAAUGUGUAUUAGAAUCGUGGUAAAUGGGAUGUAGGUUUUGUGCUUAACUCUUGCGUUUGUACUUUUCCUUCUCAGCCAAUCGUGUACCAAAUGAUAAAAUGAACACAAAAUAGGUUUUAUCUAGUUUUUAAGGCUAAGUUAAGUCAAUAGUUUGUAAAGUUUUAAAUAAGGUAUUUAGGUAAUAAGUGAAAAAAUUAAAAUGGUAAAAAAAAAUACAACAAAGUGCAUUCUCCUAAGAAAAAUGUAGUUGACACAAGAUUACAUAUACACAACACACACAUCAAUGAGUUAUUGCUGCAUCCUUAAAUAAAUGUGAUAUAUAAUUAUCUAUAAGUAACCUGUGCAAACGUGUCAAUUUUUGUGAACUGUGUUUAAUAAGAUGAAUGUGUGUGUGUUUUUUUGGGGUGGGCAGGGGCGUUCUUUUUCUUUUUGGAUGGUAAUGAAGUUGAACAUUGGAAGGUCACGUAGGAAGAGUGGAUCAGUGAUACGUACAUAACUUUCCUGGCUGUUUUUCAAUGAUAAAGAAAUAUAUAUAGCUAUAUAUUAACAAGUACAUAUAUAUAUAUCUAUUACAUAUAAUACUUUUUUUUUUUAAGAAAGAAGAGUACAAGUGUUCAAGUCAAGUUUUUUUGUGGGGGGGGGUCUCUCGACAGAAAAACCUCUCUCUCGCAUUUUGCUCGGGUUUUUGGUGACAUUUUACCGAGUUGGCUUAGAGAGCAGGAGGGUUUUCCUGAUUGAUAUAUUAAAAAAUCCAGUCCAUCCUUGCCUUGUUUGCUUUUUAAUUGUAGUGUGCAAGUGGAUUGAGGGUGUAUGGCUGAGAUAUCAUUUUUCGAAUGGAAUUUGUCUCUUGGAAAAUACCUCUGUGACCAAACAUAUUGUAUAUAUACACACAUAUAUAUAUAUAUAUGCGGUCUUGUGAUGCAGUUAAUAUGAAUUGUUCAAGAAAGUCUGUCUUACAUCUAUGUCUUUUUAUGUGUGGACAAAAUUAAAUAGUGUUCAUUAUUUUGAAAAAUGAAUGAUAAUGAAAGUUGUUGAUAUAAACUCUGCAGUGGUGUAGUGGCUCAGCUUUGUAAUCUCUCUGAAGUCAAACCAGAUGUAGACAUAGGAGAUCCCAAUGAAACGAUAUGGAAAUAGAAACCAUUGACUUCCUGGUGGAACAUCAGCUGUGUCAAGUUAUAACAUGUUAAUAUUUUCCUUACUUUCCAGUAUUUUAUGAUGAAAAUGAAAGUGCCACUUGUGUGUGUAUGUGUAUUAACAUGCAGAUGUGUUCUUUUUUUAUGAUCAAGAAGAGAGAAUGUGUUACAAAAACAUAUUUAAAAUAAAAAAAAGAGAUAGAAUAUUGUAGUUGAAUAUGAGCCAUAUCAAUUGUCUAAAUAUGAUUGAUAAUAAUUAAAUUAAAUGACAAAUUUGAAAUAACUUUUUUAAAAAAAGUUGAAGUAAUAUUCUUAUGACAUACAAAAAGUGAGAAGGUGUGUAUAGAACAAAAUAAAGAUUAAAGUCUGCCAAAAUGUUAGAUAAAAAGUUGGAAAGAACUCUCUAUUUGCAUAGUUGGUAGGCAUGUAUUACUAAUAACAGGUGUGUGGGUGUGUGAGGAUGCUGUAUUGACCAAAUCAUUUGUGCUCCACAAUUUUAGAUUUAAAAGAAAAUGAAAUCCCUAAAUGCUGAAGGUUGUUAGAUGUGUUGGCCAGCCUUAAUAGGGUUUAUGAUAUUUCUUCCAGUGAUCUUAAAAGAAUAAUGUAUAUUAUUAUUAUUAACUUAUAAUAACCAGAUUAAUCACAAGUAUCCUUAACUUAAACAAAUGUUAUAUUAGAGUUAUUGUGUUGGCUUUUUGCAUAUAUGUGUGGGUGUGUUUAAAAAAAGAGCCUUCCAAAUGAAAUUGUGCAUUACUCUGUUAAAUGUAAAAUUAAUGCUGAUUUCUUGAGGAUAGCUGGGUUUAGUGGGUUUUAAAAAUUAGGUUCAUCUUAACUGUACAGAUAGUUUUUGUGAUAUAGUGGGUAAUUGUUUGGGUGGUAUUUUGUAGGAAAGGUUUCCCUUAUCCAUACAUGCAAAGUUUAUUCUUGUUUUUCAGUUAUUAGCGUUACUUCUGUUCAUGUUUAUUAUUACUGCUGACUCUGCCCCGCAGUUCUUUUAAAUGAACCAUAGUUACGCCAAACUGAAUGCUGCUGUCAGUCUGCCAACAUUACAAGUAUUUAUAAUCGACACAUUACUUACUUAGAGGAAGGAAGUUUUGAUUCUCACAGUUGGCAGGUCUAAUUCUCUUCAUGAUACAUGAAUGGGAUGUUUCCUACUUUUGUGACAUGUUCUGUUACUUCAGAUUUUUUUUUUAUAUACGUUGUGUACAAGUACUAAAAUUGAUAGCUCAAAACUGAGGUUACAAACAUGAGCGUCUUGUCCCAGUAAGUUCCUGGGGCAAUACAAAAUCGAUAGCUCAGAACUGAGGUUACAAACAUGAGAGUCUUGUCCCAGUAAGUUCCUGGGGCAAUACAAAAUCGAUAGCUCAAAACUGAGGUUACAAACAUGAGCGCCUUGUCCCAGUAAGUUCCUGGGGCAAUACAAAAUCCAAAAUGCACAUCAACAUAGCAUUAUCUCCAUAUAGGCUACAAAGUGUAUGCAUGUAUAUUUGCACAUGCGUACAUACGUACGUACUCAUACGUUCUUUCCUAAUAUAUCUCUCUUGAACAGUUUUUAAAAUUGUGGUUUGGGAUAACUGUAAUAAUGUACUUGAGAGUUUAAAGUUUUUAUUUUGGAUUCUUGCAUGGUUUGAUUGGUAUAAAAACUUAAACGUGAACACUAAGUCAGGAUGUGUAUAUAUAUAUAUAUAGUCGGAUUUUAUAUUAUGAGAUAGAAGUAUAUAAGUAACAUUUUUUUAAUGCAUCAUGAUGGUGAGCAGCACUAUAUCAUCAUAUUAGUAUGAAAUGUGUUGUGUUUGUAGAAAUGUGUACCAGUUAAUAUAUAACAAUGUGUAGUGUUAGUGAGUUGAAUGCUCGACCAAUCAUUUAAGCACAGCAGUUACAUGCCAGUCCUGCAAAUGAAUGGUCAUGCAGAUGAAAUUGUUGAAAAUGUUUGUAAUUGUUAAUGGUAUGUAGGAACCGUGUACGGCCACUGCCAUUCCGGUUUUGUGUCAUUGAACAAGAACUGCAUUGUUUCUGCAGUUCAAGAUGUGUAUCCUUGUUUGUUACUGUAAUGUUGACAUUGGCAGUACUGUUUUUCUGAACGGCAUAGUGAUUUGAUAUUGUUAAGUUGGUAGUGGCACGAACACACUGCAUUAACAAGAAGACUGGAGGUUGUUAGUUUAGUUCAUAUUGUGUUUAUACCAAAGAUAGGCUUAACAAGGUAAAACGAAAUGGAUUAUGACUUUGAAUAUUAAAAGUCAUUCAGAUCUUGUCACUAGAGAAUGACACUUGAAAGUUUCUUCCACUUUAAAAUUUUUCUCAAUUUGAAACAGUAUAUUUUAAGUGUACUGGAAAGGAAAGAUGUCCCAUGCUUCUAAAGGGGUUGUGAGUUAAGAGCACAAAUUAAGUUAUUUUACCAUGUUUACUGGUUUUUCUAUCCCCCCCCCCCAGUCAAAAUGUACACAUGGAGUGAUGGUUUUGACAUUACUAAAAUCAAGUGCCUUCGUGUAUGUGAGUGAGAGUGCAUGAUAUUCCUUUGAUUUCAGUUUGAAUUAGAGCAGGGUUAGUGCAAUGUGAUGUAGGAAGCUUCAUUCUAACUGCCGAUGUUCAAUUCUCAGGUGAAGGUGCUUGUAAAUAUGUUCCAUUGCUUUGUCUGACUUUGUGUGGGGAAAUAUCACUGUGAAUUUAUGAGUGUGUAGGAAAUUAUGUAAUUGUUUUAUUUAUUAUGUUUUUCUCUCCCUUUCACAGUUUUGUCAUUCUAUUUUGUGCCCUUGUUAUAGAAUGAAGUCACUUGAUUCCACAAAACAAAACUGUAUAUUGUUAAUUAUUAAGUUACGUAUAUUUUUGGUGUGGAUCUGUAUAGAAAUUGUGAACAGUAAUGUAGCUGUGAAAUUAUUGCUCAUUGACUGAACUUGUGUAUAGAAAUCACCAUUUACUCCAGAAUAGAAUAUUUGUAAGAAGUUGAACUUGGUAUCGGUGCUUGGAGUUUGAUGAUUAGAGACACCGGUUGACACUUGCUUGGAAUGGAACUUUGUCUUGAGCAGUGUUUUCUCUUUCUGGAAAAGCUCCACGUCUGGAGCACUGAUGGACCCCCUGCAUUGCAGCUUGAAUUCCCAUUACUCUCUGUAAAAAACAGUGUUGAGUGAUAUUUAAUUGUUCCUUUUCUUGUUUCCGAAGACAUUAAAGAGAAUAUGGAAUGAGGAAUUAGUAACAGAUGGGUAGAAAAAGUAUUCUUUGCCAUGGUUGAAACAGAACUGUGCCUUACGGGUGAUAGGAAAUAUGGUUUGGAGGGGUUGAAAAGGGUGGGGGUGAGGGAGUUACAUUAUAUGUCCCAUUUGUGUUUCAAGUCCCUGUACAAAACCUGUGACAUUCCGCUGGGUGAGGUCUCGAUUUCAGUGCUACAGUGUGGCCUUAAAAAGUCAUGACACAUUACUUCUCUUGACCAUGUCCAUCCAGAUUUCAAUAUUGCAUAGCUACUUGAUUGGUUAUCCUAAAAAUAAAAAUACGAAAAUGCGGUUCAUGUGAGACCUCAGGGAAAAGUGCAAGAGCCUUUUUGAUUGUGCUAGUCAGGGCCAGUUGGAUGACAAGUUGUCAGUUAUGUGCCUCAAUUUUGGAACAGAGAAGCACUGUAUUUAAUUUGGUUUCCUGUGACAGUGUAUUACAUGUCAGCCCUAAUAUUAAUUUCCUUACAUGGUUUAAUUCAAUGAAACUUGAGUAUUGUAACUACCACUUUUAAGUUUAUCAGUACUUUACCAGUCACUACUUAGUACUGAAAACUGUGUUACCGAUUUCAGACUUAAAGACAACGGCAAACGCCUGUUGAUUUUGCUUGAAAAUGGCCAAAACGAGAUAUCCUACCCUUGGAAUUCUGUUACAGCAGAAAUUUAAUUGGGUGGAGACAAGAAGCUUGCCAUCAGGAAAAAGACUAGUAAUUUAACAUAUCACACCAAAUCGCCAAGACGAAAAGUAUUCUAGUGGCUCUCUAGCCAAGUCUGGUAAUGAGAUUAUUUCAGAUGUGAGACAGUGAGAUCAAAUGCAGUCUUCUGUUGGAGAUGUGCGGAAUGUCUCGUUUGCUUUUUACGCUUAAAAUAUAUAUGUGAUGGAUUUAGGGGCUCAGCAGCAGCAGCUCCAAAACAUGUACUGUAGUACUUCAUAAAAAUGUGUUCAGAGGUCACAAAGCAGAGUGAGAACUAUAGGAUGCUAUUCUAAAACACCAGUGGACAUAUGAUUGGACAUAUUUGAAUAAGCAAAAAGAAUACAAGGUAGAACGAAGUCAUCUUAACAUAUAUGACGUAACAUUGUGUGCCAGACGCAGUAAUGUUAUUAAACACUGUAUAUAAGAGUAAUAUCCAGGAAUGCCUUGUAACUUUCCAUUUUGUGAUUUUGAACUGUGAUGUAUUUGAUUUAAAUCUGUAACAUCUUGCCUAGAAUUAUGCUUUUUUUAAGUGCAGGCUUAACAAAACAUUCAUAAUAAAAGAAAUAUUGGUUGUGAAUUUUUUUUCCCCCCAGAUAUUUCAGAUUUAAAUAAAAUGCAUUAUGUGACAUUAUGUAGCCAAGUUACACCUCUAAAUAAGCAUUUAUCAAAUGUACGUAACCAUCAUGGUUUGCUAAUGACAGCCCCUUUUCAAUAAUAACUGUAUUUUGUAACAAAUGAAACAUAAUAGAAAAAUAUCUGUGUAGAGUUUUGUGAAGAUGUAGGUCUAGUGUAUGGUGCUUAUUGAUGUAAGACCUUCCCAUGUGAUAAGCCAUUGCACCAAUUGUCUGCCAGCAUUAAGAGUUCAUGUGGGUUAGGAAAAAAAUCAUGUGGGUGAUGGGUAAUGUACCUGAGACAUAAUUAUAGAAUCGUUCUUUUUUAAAAUAAACAUUCUACUGUAAUGUAAACCAAAUCGCAAUUAAUGUCAGAAUAAUGCAUCCCAAAUUUAUUUUAUUUUUAAAGACAUCAUCACAGCUCUCCUGCCUGCCAAGUACAAAAGAUUGUUUUUGCUAGAUAUUUGGCAGCCUCAACCUGCAAUACAUGCUGACUGUGUUGUUCAUUACAUGUUCCUUCUAUCGUAUAGCUUUGAUUUAGCUCUGAUAAUUAUUUAAUUCUACUUGAAUGAAAUUUAGUUUCUGUCAUGUGUUGUUACACAGUUUAUUGUUGCCAAAGUGAAUUAUUUUUCUGUGUUAGGCUUUUGUAGAAAAGAUAUUAUUUUUCUUGUUCGGUGUUGUUAGGGGAGAGAACUUAUUAUUAUGGCACACAUCAACAAUCUGGUCAGUCGCCUGCUGUCCUCCAAGUACGUAUGGAAACCCACUAGAAAUUUGUGCAGGCCCGAUUUGGAUUUUCAAAAUAAUUUUUGGCUGUGGGUAUGUUGAAAGAUAUUGCAUAGAGCAGUAUUGUAUGUCAUAAGAUUUUAUGUUCUGUGAAACUUAUCAACUUGGUGACCCAUCUUGUUUAUAGAGGUGGAUUCACAUUUUUUUGCUUUAGCAUUGCACUUGAAUAGCAGAUCGAAGAGUUCCGUCUUUUAGGAAAUAACACCAUAUAGUUCAGUGAAAGUUGACUGACAUUUCAGAGGGACGUAACACCUCCAUCUUCUGGGCUGAAGUAUAAAUUAGACAAGCAGCACAAAGAGUAAGUUGCUUGUGGAAAAUUGGGAAUUUUAUGUAUAAGUAGGCAGGAACCUUAAAGAAAAUGUCUAUUGUCAUUGCCACUAGCAGAACAGUAGGGUGAACCAACAGGAGAUGAGAGUCAAUAGGUAGAAUUCUGAAAAGAGCCAGAGGUGCAGGUAUGGUGAGCAGAGAACAAAUUUUCAGGGCUCACACUGGUUACACUUCUCUUGUCUGCUGUCGGAUCACCCAGUUACUCAGAGCCAUUGGGAACUUAAAUGUUGGCUUACAGUUUCCCUUAUUUUUGCAUAAACUCAGGUUUUCUACAGGUGAUUUGCUGUGCUUGCUGUCUGCUUCAUGUUGGUUGCUUGGAUUAUUCUGCAGCCCUGAAAAUGAAGGUGGUAUGUUCCUCUGAAACAUUAACCUGUGGACUUUCACCAUGCUACACAGUGUUACAUCCCAGAAGAUGAACUCUUCAUAACCAAUGGUGUGAGAACUACAGAUCCCUCAAGUUUCAAAUUGUCUUCCAGUUUAACAUGAUUUUGCAAAUUUAUAUAGACUGCUGGUCUAACCUGUUCAAUUGUUUGAAGAAAUUUCAUUACUCGCCAGUUCUGUGUGAAGCCCUUAUUGAGCAAUGUAUCUUCUGAUAAUUUAAAGUGCAUAGUAGCGGCGUCUGGCUGGUGACACGUCAUAAUUAUGAGUUAGGUGCUCCCCGUGAUCUGAAGGAGCUAUUCGAGAAUGUAGCACAUCAUACAUUGAUAUUGCUGAGGGGGGGACUUGCCCUGCAAAGUGGGCAUUGCAAGGUGUGGCUUCUUCCUCUGAUUUGUGCUGCACUCUGUCAUCUGAAUUUGUAGGGAUCAGUAUUUAGGACUAUCUCACUUUUGUUUAGCACUUUGUCAAAGAGACUCCAAUCAAGUAGGAGUGUAUACACACUUCCAUGUAAUAUACACACAAUAUUACCUAUUGAAGCGCUUUGUAGAUGUAGAACAACUUGUAAGCUAUUGGUGCUGUCAAUUCAUUGUUUCUUUUAUCAAUAUUAUUAAUUAUAUUCUGUGUCAUGGGUAAGUUCCUCAUUUUUCCAGUGGGGUUUCAAUGUUGUUAUUCCUUAUUGUUUAGAUAUUGAUGCUGAUAUGAGCUUUCUUUUGUUUUCUUAUUAUGCAGUGUUACUUCCCCCUCCCACUCUUUUAAGACAGAUACAGUUGGGCAUUUAGUUGAAAACAAAUUCUAGGAAUCUCAAAAAUCAAAAUUUCCUCUGUGUAGGUCAUCACAGGGUCACACUCUUGUGGCCGUGUUUUCUGAAACGCACCUUUAUGCGUUUUCAAGUGCCAAACACUUUUAUUUUGUAGUUAUGUCACAUAACAUGUUGUAUUUAAAAAUGUUUUAAUUUUUAAAAAAGAUAUAUAUUAUGUGUUGCACUCUGCCCAUAAUGUAGCUGGGAGAGAUUUUACCAUUUUAGUAUAUAAUAUAUAUAUAAAUAUAUUUUUUUUGGAGCUAUGCAAAUUUAACAUCUCUGACAAUCGUAUUAGUGUACUAUUCCAUUAUUACUAUUAUUAUUUUUAUUUAUGUUUGGAUAUAAAGUAAAUACCAUUUUUUAUAUAUUGUAAUUCCAGUUUCCAGACUUAACCUUUAGUAUUUCUUAUGAAAACAUAGCAGUAUUGGAAUUUAAUUGUAUCAUAAUGAAAUGAAAAUUUACCAUAGCAGACUGACCUCUGACAGCUUCUUUCCAUGUCAGUACAGAUUCCAAAAUUUAUGGCGACUGUUGUGAUGUUUCAUAUCUUUCAUAGCAUUGCUUGUAGUGGAAGUCCUUGCUCUGUGGUUUGUAGUGCUGCAAAAUGUCAUUGCAAUAGCAUUUGGAUUGCAUGAUGUAUCAGGCAAGAUACCCAAUAUGUAGUGUGGAUUUUAACCCCUUCCUCCCACAUUAUGUUCAUAUUCUAAGUAUUUGCUCAUAGGUCAAACUGUGUUCAAAACAUAACUUGUUGUCUGGGUGAUAGCCGGGACAUUUAGUAUAUAGGGGCAAUAGACGGCAUCAAAUUUUGUACAGUGGUUCUGGACCUCUCUGCUGAUAUCCCUGAUACGGAAUUUCCCCUGCUGUUGCAUAAUAUUAUUAUGUAUUUGUAUUCAUUGUAGUAAUAUCAACAUACUAAUUCUGUCGGCUUAUAAGUAUGGUGUAUUACUAAAUAUAAAGUAUAGAUAUUUCUGAUGUUGUGUUUUUGAUGUAGAAAUAGCAGUAAUUAAUAUAUGAGGUGAAACUAAUAUAAACCAUGCAAGACUCCAUGUCACUGAGUUCUUUGUUGCAGUGUUUGUUUCAGUAUAAAUGUUUGCUGGUCAUGAAAAAUCGGGAUUCCAGUUGAUUUUUCAUUACAUUUUGAGUUGCUUAUGGAUAAGUUCCAUUGUCAUUGAUUCAGUUUUUUUAUCUCCGAGUUUGGACAGUAUAAUUCCCUUAUGAGUCAACAUGUUGCUCAGGGUAAUGUAAAGCUUUCAUGUGAUCUGUUUAAGGGGAAGCAUUUCAGUUUUUAUUUCCGGAGGUGUGUGUAAUACCCAAAAGCAUUGAGUUUGACAGUGGUACUUUUUAUUUCAGUAGUAGUACAGCAUUAAGUACUGUGUAAUAUUGUGGGCUUCUUGUUAAUGGGGGGGGAUAGCAAGAGAAUAUAAGUAAAAAUUAUACAUAUAUGCAAAUUAUGUAGAAUGGUGUACAUUGUGUGUAUUAUCCCAAUAUAGACUAGUACUAGAGGUACAAUGUUUUGAACAAAUGCAAAAAGAAAACAAAACAAUAAACAUCACACAUUUCUGAAUCCACUCUGUGUUCCACAAUUUAUAUAAUGAUGAAUAAUUGUAUGUAAUCUCAUGAUUGUUGUAUGGACAGUUGGCAUGACCACAGCACAGUAUAAUAUCAUCAUCAUCAUGGAUAUGAAGUAACAUAUGCUAAAUACAACUUGACGAGGCCUAACUGGUGUGUGUCUUUUUGGUUUCUCACAUCAAGAGUUCGCACUUAAUGCAGGGUGAACAAAACAUUUACAUUAAGUUGACUAGAAGUGUUUUUCUUUUUUUUCCUUGAUGUUAAUCACAUGGAAAGUUACUGUUUUAAUUGGCAAAUGCUUGCUGUGCCAGUAACCAUGGAAUUGUUGCUUCUACUGUAGAACUUCGAUUUCUACAUACAGGAUAGAAUUACAAAUUGUACUUAAUUUUAACAUACAAGUUAAAUGGCUUUUAAAUUGCAACUUUUAUACACAUCUUACAAUUGGAGAAUACUUGUGUGAUUCUGUGAUUGUAUUAUCACUGGACAUAUCUUAAUGAAACAUGAGAUGACAGAAUCACUGUUUCAGAAUAUUUAUGCUGCAGUUUGUCCAUGUUUGCUCACAAGAUGACAAUACCACUUUUCUGCCUUUCACUAUUGAAACUUUCUUUUUGAGAUUUGUCUGACAUACAUACUGAAAUGCAAGAAGCUCAGAUUCACAAGAAAUAGUUGUAUGCAGCACAGUGUAACAACUGUGUGAGAGGAACAUAUCUGAACAUGAAGAUUAAGAGGAAUAGAAGCAUUCAUUUUCCAUAAAUUACUGACAUUUUAACUGAACAUAUCUAUAAGUUAGAAGGUUUUCAUGAUGGUGAGUGUUCAUAUUGUGGUCUUCUGGGCUCUCUUACUGUGUAGCCAUCGAAGUGAAUGUCUGUGUUCUGGGGAGGCAGCGUAUUCCUCUAAGAUGUUUGGUGUUGACUUUGAGUGCAGAAGACCACAAUCUGGAUGUACUAAUCUUGAGUGCAGUAAAUUGCGUUCUUUUUAUAUUUUUACAGAGAAUAAUACUGUAAGAGGUAAUUUGAAUAAAGGUGUGACUUAUUUUAUGUAAGGGAAGGAAACUAAAUUGGAAUUUCAUCUUAUUCCUUGAACUGUCAAAGAGAAGUCUUUCUAUAGAAUCUUUGGACUGAGCAAUUACUAGUUAACUUGCACAAUUUGCUACAGGUUUUGGUAUGCUAAUAUUCUGUUCUUCUGAAUUUUGGCCAUUAAUUUCAGUUUAUAUUAUGUACAGUCACUUCUCAUUUUAUGUGGUUUUGGUGUAAAAGUACUGAAGGAUAUGCAGCACUUUUUAGUUUAUGUGAUUAAAUUCUACUUCACACAAUUUUGCGAUCAAAAACAGGUUGCCUGUAUAUGGCUGUGGACUGAGAUGAUACAAAAUCUGAAAUAAAAUAACUAAGCAAAAAAAUGUAUAUGAAUCAUUGUGUGUAAUCUCCAAGUUGGCUUGGCCUGUGUAUGGAACCCCCGUUUUCUUUUAUACAGAAAAUUGGCUCUUGAUUCAUGUUAUGUUUAAAAAAUGCAUCUACCAUGUCAACUGGGAAGUGACUGUAAUGUGAACAUUAUAAUAAAAAACAGGAAGUUGGUCAUAGUUGGUAGCAGUGUUCAUGAAAUGACUACCUCCUGGUGUGGCUGAAUGGCUAGGAAAGUGGCACUCAUGCAGCAGAAUUCAUAGGUUAAUCUAUUUGGAUGUGUCAUUGUGAACAUCUGUCGGUGUAAGGCUUUGGAAAGCAAUGAAUGUACAAAUUAUGUGAGAGUUACAUUAAACCAUUGUAAGGUCUGAGACAUGCAAGCUUUUGUCACCAAGUGGUAGACAUCUGUCAUGCAAGUGCAUUGAUUGAGCUACCAUGCUAAAAGCAUGUAGGAUCUACUCAUGAAACACUGUUCCAUGGAACUAGUCAUACCCAUAGUUUUCUGUGUUAACAAGUGAUGUGUCAUUUUGACUGUUCUGUCUGCAUUAAUACUCAGUUUAUGUUUAUGUGUAACUGUAGAACAGAUUAUUUCUUGUAGUGAUGUCACAGAAAGCUGCUUGCCAUGAUCCCUGUACUUAAUUCAGGCCUGUCAGUGGCAACAAUUCCUUGGCUGUUUGUCUUUUAUCAUGGCUGACCUUUAUCUGUAAUAAAAAGAGGUCAGAGAAACAUGUUGUGCCUAUACAAAAUAUAAGACAAAACUACCCUCCCCCUUCACCCCAGGAAAGGAAAUACUUUGGUACAUGAUGGAGUUUGUCAUUCUGAUGGUAUAUUCGUUUGUUGGAGAAUUUUGGGUUGUACUGAGGAGUGAGGUGAUGUAGAACAAUGAUGGUGGUAAAGUAUCUUGACAAAAACAAUCAAAGGUUCCUUUUUUUAAUGCUCCAUGGUGGACAAGCAGAUUAAUAAUGUCAGUAUUCUGUAAAAAAAGUUACAAACAUGGUUGUGUUUUGUUGCUUAGUUUGUGGAGCUAUUCCUAUAACUGCUGCAGGAAGAUGAGGUAUGUUGGCAAUAGUAUUUGUUACUGUAUAUUCUGAAUCAUAGCUGUAAACUUCCAUUGAGGAAAUAAAACAGUGAAGUUUAUUUUGGGAGUUCGAAUAAGAGUUUAGGGGACCAGGGUUGGUAAGCCAAAAUGAUAAUGGUGAUAAAAUGAUUUUUUUUUAAUAUUAAGAAUGAAAAUACAUAUUACAUGGUUUUUUGUCUUCAAAAUAUUCUUGUUUUCACUAUUGUACAUUGCAUCUAUUGUGGUCGAUUAGCAAGUGCUUUUAAACCAUUUAUUUAUACCAUCCUUAAUGUAAAAGACCAGUAUACAUUCAAUAAAGGUUGUCCUCAGUGUC